Helicoverpa armigera (cotton bollworm) is the source of this 3100-nucleotide messenger RNA. It is a transcript of the gene Gp150, whose product is annotated as insulin-like growth factor-binding protein complex acid labile subunit. The record is from RefSeq and is a predicted model, not a curated record. Gene Ontology annotation, molecular function: protein binding. Lineage: Eukaryota; Metazoa; Arthropoda; Insecta; Lepidoptera; Noctuidae. Gene Ontology annotation, cellular component: plasma membrane.
CAAGGCUUGCCUUCCUAGUCUGCGCUGUACUCGACAAACGACGAACGAACCGGCGGCGCGGCGCCAUUGCUCUCGACGUAUCCGCACGAACGUGACUGUGCCUGGUUUUCGCUUGUUUUUCCAUCAUCGAUCGUGUUAGAACAUCAUUACUGCGCAGUGUAAAAGAUUUUAAUUGACGAGUGCUUGGAUAGCUGAACGAGGCCAUAGAGUUCGCUACGAGAUGGGGGCGAGGUCCCGGGAGUUGAUUCUGCUCCUGGCAGUAUGUGCGCUGGCACUCAGCGAGCCAGUCAACAAGGUCGCUGACAGCAAGAAGAAGGAAGACGCCGACAACUUCCUGUUCCAGUACGACGAGUUCGACACGGCUGACGACCAGGAAGUCCUCUACAAUGAGAACAGACCGUGCCCAAGGGACUGCAUAUGCACUGUAUCUCAAGGAUACAGAACAGCCAAUGAUCGUCUUGAAAUCGGCACACAGAAGUUCGGCGAUGACAUCACCGACCUUGUCAUUGAAAACGCUGACCCGAGGUUCCCUAUUCAGUUGACGGACUUCAUUUUCAAGAAACUUGGUCUCCACCAGAUUACAACUGUGAAGAUUGUCAACAGCUCGAUCGAUUUUGUUGGACCUAAUGCCUUCCACGGCCUGCCUAAUCUGUAUGCUGUUAAUUUAUCAAAUGAUAAACUCAAGGUUUUGCACCCAGAAACAUUUUCACACAACAAAAAGCUUGUGCUGCUUACGCUGUCAAAUAAUCCUCUUAAAUUCCCUGCAGCGGACUCGCAAGAUUAUUUCUUGAAUACGUCAUCAAUUCAAGAACUUGAUAUCUCAUACUGUAACAUGAAAUACAUCGCCGCGAACACAUUCACGAACAUGCCCGGUGUGAUGUACCUGAACUUGGCUGGCAACAACUUGUCUAACAUGGAUCCUAACACAUUCAAGAAACUAUUGGACUUGGAGGAGCUGGACCUCAGUGAUAACGAUAUCAAGUCGUUGCCAGAUGAAUUUUCAGAAAACAACGAGCUCGCCACACUCCAUAUUUCAAAGAACCCUGUGGAUACCGUUUAUGGUUUACAGAUCUCCGACUUACUUACUCUUAACGCUGGACAAACUAACAUUAGAUUCGUUGGACCUUCUAUGUUCAAUGGUAUGACUUACAUUGCCAAUCUCAACCUCAGUGGCAACAACAUUGAAAAGAUCCACAACCAAGCAUUCCACAAACUUGUAGAACUUAACUAUCUUGACCUUUCCUAUAACGAUCUAGAUUUCAUUUCGAAUAUACUCAUCAAAGAAAAUAUUGAACUAGAUAUCUUCAAAAUCUCUAACAAUCCUAAACUGAAACACUUACCUGCUGAAGGAUUCGAGUGCUCCGUUGAUCAAUUUAACAUUUACUUGUUCGACGCGUCACACUGUGGCCUUCAGGAAAUUUACGACAAUUCUUUAAGGACUUUCUCUGCUUUGUCUGUGAUCAAUUUGUCUAACAACGAAAUCAAAACCAUUGGAACUAAAGUUUUCACAAUGUGCCCCAAACUGGUCGAGAUUAACCUAUCUUACAAUCAACUCACAACUUUGGAACCGAAAGUGUUUGAGAAAAAUAAGGAACUGGGUAAAUUAUACCUCCAAGGCAAUCCAUUGAAAGUACUAAACGCAGAAGUGUUUGUUCACACUCCAUUGAUUACAUACCUGGACAUGAGCCACGCUGAAUUGACCUCACUGUGGAAGGCAGACAAAAACCGCUCACCAACGCUUCUGAGCAACUUGACAUUCCUUAACGUUUCGCACAACCGCAUUACUGAAAUUAAACAGACUGAACUUGACCAUUUGAAUAAACUUAAUGCAUUAGAUAUCAGCAACAAUCCUCUUGCAUGCAGCCGGGACUUUGAGAAUCUUAUGACUUGGUUGAGCAACAAGAAAGUGUCGCCCAAUUCCAGUGGAAGUGGCAACAUCGCUAACCUCGCGAAGGACUCUAAGGACGAAGAUGUCGGCACUUACAGCUGGGAAUUCCUCACUCGUAAGACUUGCGGAACUGCUGUGGUCCACGCCGUAGAACCCCUGCCGGCAAUCUCUAAUGAAGAGAUUUGGGACACAAUUAACCCCGAUGGCGAUCUCGAUCUUAAGGAAACUUUAGACGAUGGCAAAUGGAUUCUCCAAAGGACGCUCUUGGAUAACGACAUGAUUGAUGACGAAGGCAAAGAUGAUGAUGAUGAUGAUGACGACGCGGCAGACGACGAGGACGAGGACGAAGACGAGGACGACGCCAGCGAAGACUACGACGGAGAAGAGGACGACGUCAACCUUAAAGUUCAACUCAUUGAGAAGAACAACGACACCACCGCUCGUCCCAGCACCCCCGCGCCUGUCAACGAUCUUAACAUUAACAUCCAAUUACUGGAAGACGAAAGCAGUAAUGAGGAUACAACAAAGACACUGUACUUGCAAGCGGCCACAGUGGAGGAAGAGCACGGCCGCUACGGUUACUUGUGGCCAAUUUCGAUCGCCAUUUUAGGCGCUCUCCUGCUUCUUAUCGUGAUUGGCAAGGUGGUGAUGUCAUGCAAUAAGAGGAACCAGCAGGUGAGAUACAACAGUGCCAUAAUCGCCGCCAUGAGCCAGGCCGGGCGCACGAAGAAGGACUGCGGGCUGGUGUACCAGCAGCUGACGGAGGACCUGGCCAGCCCGGCCACGCCCAAGCUCAGCCGCUACACGCCGCUGCACAGCGUCACGGUGAACGCGUCCAACAUGUCGUACGAGAGCAGUCCGUUCCACCACAGCAACAUCGUGCCCGAGGCCGUCUGAGCCGCAGAACAAACGUACAUAUGUUGGAGUUAAAACUCUUUACUAACAACUGCGUUAACUCUUACAUAAGCAUUAAGUGAUAGUUGUAAGCGCUAGUCACAGCCGAAUACAUAUCUAACAAACAUUUCUUAGUACAGUGCCUUUACGAUCACUCGAACAAUCGCGACAAUGUUAUGAAUCUAGCGCUUUCUGAAUAUUAACGUAACAAAAGAAGUCAAAUUACAACAAAUUAAUUUAAGAUUAUACAUAUUAUAUAUUAUACAAACUAGUUGAUAGGUAUAUCUUGUACUUAAAAUUAUUAAAAAUUAAACACUA